This is a messenger RNA of Oryzias melastigma (Indian medaka), 1201 nucleotides long. RefSeq lists its product as uncharacterized. NCBI's taxonomy places the organism in Eukaryota, Metazoa, Chordata, Actinopteri, Beloniformes, Adrianichthyidae. The transcript is spliced from 5 exons. The record is from RefSeq and is a predicted model, not a curated record. Bases 68 to 934 code for a protein of 288 amino acids.
GGGGGCUAAUGCUCCUCUGACAGUUUUUUCUUUUAUGCAAACAUCGAUUUUAUGACAUGUCACUUACAUGUAUUUUCCUUUUAACCACACAGUAUCAGGAAGUACUAAAAAAAAAAGUUUGUUAUGUAAUUUGAAGCUUUCUUUCCUUUCAGUAACAGCUGCAGAUCCAGUUAGAAACAGCUCAGACGGCAUGAAGGUGGGGUUGUUGCUGGCGUUGGCUGUGGCCGCUCUGGUGCCCGGCCUCUCUGAGAGCAGGAUCAUCUCCAGAUGUGAGCUGAGAGACAAGCUCCAUCAGGCCCUGCAUGUCCCCAAACACCUCAUGAAGAUUCACUCCCAACUCUUUGCACUUGUUUCCUGUGAGGUGGACAGAAGGUCCCAACUGAACACCAACCUGGUCAUUGUGGAAGGGAUCCGCCCGACAUCGGCGGUCCUCCCUGCAGCUACUGACGCUCCUAUCAUGUCACCAGAGGAGGAGUUCGCUUCCACCACCACCGUUUCUAUGUCCAACAUCCCUGGCGGCAGAAAAAAGCGAAGUGCCUCCGAAAACAGGAGCAACAAGGAGGAUGAAGAAGAUUCUGAGGAGCCUAUGGGAGUAGCUCUGAAUUCUGAGGAGAACAAGUUUAACGAGGAGGAGAUGCAGCAAGACGACGACCGAAUGGAGAGUGACAACGGUGAACAGAGCAUGGAGUCCAUGAUGAAGCCCUGGUCAUUGGGCUAUUAUGGGGUGUUCCAGCUGUCCGACAGCCACUUCUGCAAUUCGGGCUUCCGCUGGUCCAGAAACGUGUGCCACAAAAACUGCUCAGCUUUUACUGAUGACAACAUAACAGAUGAUGUGACGUGCUUCAUUAAGAGUGGCUAUUGGAGAUUGUUUCUGAGGGACAUCUCUCGCAGCUGUUACCAUCAAAGGAAGACCUACUUUGCUUCUUGUGAUUGAGCUUCUCCAAGUCCAGUUUUGAAUCUGCAACUCUAUCCUGCUGUGCUGUAGUUAAUUCUUUUACUUGCCAAUUCAAUUGCUGUAAGACUUUUUGAUUUUAGUUAUUCUCCACAAAGUAACUGGAAUUAAAGGGUUAACUAAGAAUAUUUCUGUCUUCUUACUUUACCUGAAUUGAUACAUUUAAUAUGUGAAUAAUUCAAUACAUUGAUUUAAAGAAAUACAAAUUAAAUGAUUCCAACACACUCUUUCUCACACUCUUUGUCUCUU